This is a messenger RNA of Fusarium graminearum PH-1, 879 nucleotides long. RefSeq lists its product as uncharacterized. The transcript has 4 exons. Gene Ontology annotation, cellular component: synaptonemal complex. Gene Ontology annotation, biological process: reciprocal meiotic recombination. The record is from RefSeq and is a predicted model, not a curated record. Gene Ontology annotation, molecular function: ubiquitin protein ligase activity. The coding region runs from base 1 to 879 and encodes 292 amino acids. Lineage: Eukaryota; Fungi; Ascomycota; Sordariomycetes; Hypocreales; Nectriaceae.
AUGCAGCCCGACGAUGCCGUCAUCACGAAUCUGAAUCCAAGUGAAGACUACAAGACCAGCGUUCUUAGUGGUCUAAGUCCCAAUGUCAUCAUGGAGUGUGCCGGUCGUGCUCUCAGCUUCUGGGCAUAUCAGACCACUCAGAACAUAUGUUACCAACAGCAUCUAUACAGAACACUCACCGAAAAAUACUCGAGCCUCGGCAUUCGUCUUGAAAAGACUGUGAGCGACGCAAAUACAGAGAUUGGAGGGCUCCAUCACAAGAUGUCAGGUCUAGAAGCAGAGCAGGAAGGCUUGAGACGGAAGCACGAGGAAAUCUCCCAGGCAUACAAAGAAAAGAGCCGCAAAGUUCUACAGUUGCAAGAAUUAUAUGACAAAGUCAAGAGGAGGGCUGAGCUUGGUCAAAUUCAAAGGGCGGCAUCCGAUGCUGUUGAUCAUACGUUGCAAGUAGCACAGCUCGAACCGGGCUAUGGUGGCAAUAUGACUGCACAAGGCAAUCUUGAGAACAAUCAUGCACCGGCCUUUGGACAAAGCCACCGGGUUGAUGUUUCUGGAAUGAACAAUGGUGCCGUACGAAACUAUCACAAUAUGGCAACUGAAGGAAACCAGUGGUCACGGCUUGGAGGAUCGUCUCAUCGAGUGCCUGUUGGUGGGCUUCGCCGACCAACUAUGGGCGGAUCAACAGUACAUCAAGGCACAGGCUUGCCGACUCUGACAGGAACUUCUAUGACUGGAUUCGGUAGAUCGAGACAAUCGCCCAACAAUUUUGCCCCGGGUUUCAUUAAUCGCGGUGGCUUAGCGGGUGUCGGCUUGACGUCUGGUAUCAAAGUUAGUCAGGCGAACAACACCCCAGCGAUGGAUGUUCCUACAAGGCAUUUAUGA